UCCUAUUGGCCCCUACAGCAAGAGAGGGACAAUUGUUUAGGUCGACCUCUGGGUCCGGAACCGCGGGUAAACAUGGCGGCGGCCAGGUGGUGGAGGCCUAUGCUUCGCGGUCCGAGCCUUUCAUUGCACACCGCAGCUAAUGCCGCCGCCACGGCUACAGAAACGACCUGCCAAGAUGUCGCGGCGACCCCCGUCGCGCGGUACCCGCCGAUUGUGGCCUCUAUGACAGCCGACAGCAAGGCGGCACGGCUGCGGCGAAUCGAACGCUGGCAGGCGACGGUGCACGCUGCGGAGUCGGUAGACGAGAAGCUGCGAAUUCUCACCAAGAUGCAGUUUAUGAAGUACAUGGUUUACCCGCAGACCUUCGCGCUGAACGCUGACCGCUGGUACCAGUACUUCACCAAGACCGUGUUCCUGUCGGGUCUGCCGCCGACCCCCGCGGAGCCCGAGCCGGAACCCAAACCCGCGCUGGACCUCGCGGCGCUGCGUGCCGUCGCCUGCGACUGCCUGCUGCAGGAGCACUUUUACCUGCGGCGUAAACGGCGCGUGCAUCGUUACGAGGAGAGCGAGGUCAUAUCUUUGCCCUUCCUGGAUCAGCUAGUGGCAACCCUCGUGGGCUUCCUCAGCCCACACAACCCGGCCCUGGCCGCCGCCGCCCUCGAUUAUAGACGCCCAGUUCAUUUUUACUGGGUGCGUGGUGAAGAAAUUAUUCCUCGUGGUCAUCGAAAAGGUCGAAUUGAUAACUUGCGAUACCAGAUAGAUGAUAAACCAAACAACCAGGUUCGAAUAUCCAAGCAACUCGCAGAGUUUGUGCCAUUGGAUUAUUCUGUUCCUAUAGAAAUCCCCACUAUAAAAUGUAAACCAGACAAACUUCCAUUAUUCAAACGGCAGUAUGAAAACCGUAUAUUUGUUGGCUCAAAAACUGCAGAUCCUUGCUGUUACGGUCACACCCAGUUUCAUCUGUUACCUAACAAAUUAAGAAGGGAAAGACUUUUGAGACAAAAUUGUGCUGAUCAGAUAGAAGUUGUUUUUAGAGCUAAUGCUAUUGCAAGCCUUUUUGCUUGGACUGGAGCACAAGCUAUGUAUCAAGGAUUCUGGAGUGAAGCAGAUGUUACUCGACCUUUUGUCUCCCAGGCUGUGAUUACAGAUGGAAAAUACUUUUCCUUUUUCUGCUACCAGCUAAAUACUUUGGCACUGACUACACAAGCUGAUCAAAAUAACCCUCGUAAAAAUAUAUGUUGGGGUACACAAAGUAAGCCUCUUUAUGAAACAAUUGAGGAUAAUGAUGUGAAGGGUUUUAAUGAUGAUGUUCUACUUCAGAUAGUUCACUUUCUACUGAAUAGACCAAAAGAAGAAAGAGCACAGCUGUUGGAAAACUGAAAAAACAUACUUGAUUGAGAACUUUGGGAAUAAAUUUUACUGAAGGAACAGUAAUGAGAUUUGUAACUGUCAACUAUUAAAUACAUUGAUUUUUGAGACAAAUAUUUCUUAUGUCAGCCUGUUGUUAGAUCUCUUACUCUGCUGAAAUUUGUCACUGAAAGAUUUAAUUUUAGUUACCUUUUAUUGAUUUAAAAAUAAUUGCAUUUGUGUAUUGCUAACUGAUAAGACAAAUUGAGUUAUUGAGCUAUUAAAUGCACAUUUUAAUAUAAAUGCAGAAAUCCCAAAUAAAAUACUAACAUACUGAAUUCAGUAAUUAAAAGAACCCCCUGCAGCCAGGUGCAAUGACUCAUGCCUGUAAUCCCAGCACUUUGGGAGGCCAAGGUGGGUGGAUCACUUGAGUCCAGGAGUUUGAGACCAGCCUGGGCAACAUGGCAAAACCCCAUCUCUACUAAAAAUACAAAAAUUAGCCUGGCCUGAUGGUGCAUGUCUGUAAUCCCAGCUACUCCGGAGGCUGAGGUGCAAGAAUUGCUGGAACCCGGGAGGCAGAGUUUGUAGUGAACUGAGAUUGUGCCACUGCAUUCCAGCCUGGGCGACAGAGCAAGACUCUGUCUCAAAACAAACAGAAGAACCCACUACAGCAGGGUAGAAAAUCAAUUCAGUAAUGGACUAAUGUUAGGAAGUAAUGCUAAUACAGAACAUUAGUUGUUCAAAGGAGAAAGAAGGCUUUGAUAGAAUUCUCAAUCUUGGUUUUAAAAGAAAAGAUAGAUAUUAAUAGGACAGUAUAAUGGUGAAACGUAAGGGAUAACCCCAUUGAAAUCAAAGUACUCUAAGCUUUGAACUUUACAUGCUUUAUUUGCUAAUCCAUUCCAAGUGCCUAGAUUCAUAGAAGUAAGAAAUCAAUAAAUGUUGGUUGAAUGGAUGUGAAUUAAUGAAUUUAAGGUAGUCAACCUUUUUAGUUUAAGAUCUGGUAUAUCUUCUUAUUUACCUGCUUUUAUUUUAUUUUUUUUUUUUUGAAACAGAGUUUUUGCUCUUGUUGCCCAGGCUAAAGUGCAAUGGCACAGUCUCGGCUCACUGUCACCUCCAUGUCCUGGGUUUAAGUGACUCUCCUGCCUCAGCCUCCCAAGUAGCUGGAAUUAAUUACAGGCAUGCACCAUCAUGCCUGGAUAAUUUUUUGUAUUUAAUAGAGACGGUGUUUCACCAUGUUGGUUAGGCUAGUCUUGAACUCCUGACCUCAGGUGAUCCACCCACCUCGACCUCCCGAAGUGCUGGGAUUACAGGUGUGAGCCACUGUACCUGGCGUAUUUACAUCUUUUAUUUCUCAGCAAAGUUUAGAGUUUCUUUUAUCUCCAUGCAUUUCCUAUGUAUGCCUACAUUUUUGUGUAGUUGGAAAUGGAUUUUCUUUCCAAUUUUAUACUUCUUUAUAGUUUUUAAAAGUGGCUUUAUAUAGGUGAUACUGAUAGCUAUAUAUUUAUUUUGUAAAAGAUCAGACCAAUUUAAGUUGUUCAUUAAAGCCAAUAAUUUUUCAUCUGAUUCUCAUGAGGUGUAUAUAACCAAUCUGAUUUGGGUUCUUCUGAAACUGCUUAUCAAAUGGGUAGCCAUUAGUCCCUACACAGCAAAAUCCACUAGACAGUUUUCUGUAUUGUACUCAGUAAGGUCUGACACAUUUUGCAUGGUUGACCACUCCUUCGUUCUUAAAGUAGUCUUUUUAUUGCCUUCAGUGAAACAUGUUCUUGGUUUGCCUUCUAUCUUAUUGGCUAUUCUGUCAUAUUUCUCUUUGCUGUUCUUCCUCUCACUUUUCUUCAAAUAUUGAUGUACUUUUUUUUUCUUUUCUAGACUCCAUUUUUGUUUAACCACACUCUCCCUAGAUGAUUUUAUCAAAUUCCGUGGAUUUAAAUAUAUUUGUAAGCACAUUCAAAUUUAGUUUGGUUUCAACUUUGUCUUUUGUAUCUGAAUGAUAAGCAUCAGCAUUAUAACUAAACAGACUGUGUGAUUAAGAUUAUGCUCAAUUUUUCCCUCUAAUUACCUAAUUUUCAUAAUUACCCCCCAGAAUGCGAGAACAUUAUUUUUAUAAUCAGAAAGUAUUUUAAGAAACUAGUUGAGUGGACUCUAAUAUGGAACCAUCAACAUGUAUCAAAUUCCACUUAAUUAUAAGCAAAUUCAUUAUGAAAUUAUAUUGUAUUUGAAAAAACAUUUCAUGAUUACAUUUGUUAUUUAAGAAAAUGUUAUUUAAAGAAAUUUAUGUAAGUUUCAUUAUACAUGUAUUUUAGCUUACUCAUCUCUGGAAAUGGAAAACUUAGAUACUAGGCAAGAGGGCUUUAGAUUUUUUAAUGAGAUAUUUUAAUAGACCAGUACCUAGGUCUUAAUAUUUGGGUUUUUCAAAAAUUUACAUUGAAAUCCUAAUCCCCAUGACUAUAGUAUUAGGAGGUAAGGCCUUUUGGAAGGUGACUGGAGCAGGGCAGCACCUUCAUGAAUGGAAUUAGUGCCCUUAUAAAAUAGACCCAAGGGAAUUUUUUCAUCCCUUAUACCCUGUGAGAACAUGGUGAGAAGGCACCAUCUAUGAGCCAGACCAAACACUGAGGAUCUAUGAUCCUCACCAAAUACUGAAUCUGCUGGUGCCUUGAUCUUGGACUUUCUAGCCUCCAGAACUGUGAGAAACAAAUUUCUGCUGUUUAUAAGCUGUUCAGUUAAUGGAAUUUUGUUAUUGUAGCCCAAAUAUACUAAGACAACCAAUAUAGUUAAAAUUACUAUGCCCGUUGCACUUUAUAUUAAGUUCUAGUGUACGUUGUGUAAUGCUUACAUUAAAUAAAAGGUAAGGUUAAUUCACAUAAAACAUGUUUAGGUAGGAUAAUUGUAAAAAUUAUUAGAGAAAUUGGUAAAAUUGUGGCUUUGGAUAGAGGCAGGAGAAAGAAAAGAGCAAGGCACUAGUGAGAAAAAUUGCCAUGGAGAAUAUUGAGAAUAGAUACAAAGAGACCUACAGGUUUACAACAUUAAUAUUGGCCAAUACUUGAUUGGACAGUUUGAAUUUUUCAACCUGAAAGGCCUUUGUUCCCCAAAGUUUGGUAAGGAGAUUUUGUAAAGACAGACAACAAUAGCAAUAAAAAAUAAUCAGGGAAGAUUAAGAGAUUUCAUAAGGAGCAAGAAUUUAUAGGUAAUAUUUCAAAGGUAUAGAUAUGAUUACUGUUUUGGUGAAUAAUAAGCACAUGGUAGACUGAAAUUCGGCAACAGCUACUGUGCAAAUAAACAUCUGUGAUUAUGGCUUAUAUCGGGUUGGAGACCCGGGCUGUAAGCCAUUCUUUUUAGUACAGAUUAAUCUCCAUUUCUCAAUCACAGUUCUGUUCUUGUCCUUUGUGAGAAAUACUGAAUUCUGUUUCAGAUUUUGAUUGUCUUUUGUAUUCUUUGUCAUCCAACAGAAUUGCACAUUUCACUUGGUAACAUUUUUAUAGUGUUUGACACUUGAAACUGGCUUUUGAGUCUUCUAUAAUAGUUUGUGCAGAAGUCUGAGGUUUAAUAUUAUGAUGGCCUUAUUCAUACUGUAGAAAUAUAUACUGCAGCAAUAUGCACCCAAAUGGUCAAUAAGCUUUAUAAAUGAACUAGCUAGAUUUUUAGUUUUGAUUUUAAUUCUUGGUUUGAAUUACUAAAAGCUAUCUUAACCUUAGGAAAAUGAAAGCUUACAUGAGGUUUAGCUACUUACAAAGUAUUUCUUUGUGUCUCCAGUUCAUGUGAAACCUGACUUUUAUUUAUAAUAUUUAUGUUAUGAGCACUUUUAUUAGGAUCUUUUUAAGACUCUCAAGAGUUUUCUCUGAGUCAUUAUUAAUAGUACUAAUAAACAAGGUGAGCAGGAUUUAAAACUGAAAGGAGCAUCAGAGAUAAUUGAGCUUUGUUUGUGCCAUUCAUUGUUACCCUAUGCAAUGUCUUUUGUUUGUUUUUUAAUUAAUUGUCAAUAUUUAACAAGAGAAUCAUAGAACAUUCAUUAUUCCAGAUUCUCUUGAAAAACUGGAAGAUCUGGCAACUCUGGGUUUAUGUUCUUACAUGUUAACAAUAUACAGGGGCUGGAAUUACCUGCUCUGAGUCCCUUUAGACGUGCAUACUCUCUCCAAUUGGCCACAGUUCCUACCACUUCUCAUUUCUCCUCUCUUGGCCCACAUCAUUGGGCCUGUCUCACUAAUUUAUAUUAAAUAUUUUGUUACUGAGGCUGUUAGUUUAUGACCCGUGAGGCCAAGACAGCUGUUAAGAACUUGCAUUAUUAGUGGCAAAAUUAUACCUUUAUGAUUACUUACUAGGUUUUAGAAAUCUCACUUUUCUAAGAAGAGAUAUUAUGAUAAUCAUAAGUUCCAAAGAAUUCAAGUUCAUUUGAGAUAAUUAAAACCUCUAGUCUUUGGGUUGGAGGGUGAUAAAGUUAUCUGGUGAAAUACAUGAACUUCUGGUACCUUACUCUUCUGCUAAAUGAAUGGUAAAAUGAAUCCUGAUUUGUUUAGGCAGUUUACUUAUGAAGUUGGGAGAAUUUUUUUUCUUUUUUUCCUUUAAAGUACUGAGUCUGACUCUGUUGCCCAGGCUCAAGUACUGUGGAUUUUGGCUCACUGCAGCCUCCACCUCCUGGGUUCAAGCCUCAGCCUCCCGAGUAGUUGGGAGCCAUCAUGUCCGGCUAAUUUUUGUAUUUUUGGUAAAUGGGGUUUCACCAUGUUGGCCAGGCUGGUCAUGAACUCCUGACCUCAAGUGAGCCGCCUACCUGGUCUCCCAAAGUGCUAGGAUUAUAGGUGUGAGCUACUGUGCCUGGCCUGAGGUUUGGAGAAAUUUUGUCCAUUUCUCUAGAACCAAAAUUGGCAACCAGAAAGUAUUUGGAUGUUACACAAAAUAUUUAGUUUCCCUUUCUAGACUAAAUUGGGUUGUUUAUAGCACCCCUCUCUCCAUUUGAGAAAAAUGGUUAGGAUGCUUGUGCAGGGAUGAGGCUUUAUUAGAAUAGAGAAGGUGCCCAAAUAGUGGUUCAAACACAGGCUGGCUAAUAAGCUGUGAGGUGACUUACCAAAGAACAGACAACAACAACAAAAACUCUUGAACUUCUGCUUUCAAUUUCUACUUUAUGCUAGAUUAUUUGGUUCAAUCUUCCUGGUCUAACACCUGAUUACAGAUCACAACAAACAUCUGCUUGAAUGUGUUAGAAAGGUGAUGAUUAAUUGCCAGGCUGAUGUAUUAAAUAAAAUGGAAAUCCCAAAAGUUGAACUUGCUAUUGGGCCUGCUUUUGCUCUGGAGGGGAGAAUUGUUAGCCAAGAAGAGUCUGAAAACGUGUAGUGUUUUAAUACCUUGGGAGACUAGAUGGAUGAAAGUUAAAAGUAUAAGACCUCCAAGGUUGUGACUCCGGUAGAAAUUUUUGGUUAGAGACCCUGAAGGACAGCAUCCUAGGGAUAAUGGUGAAACAGAAGUAGACCAUUCACAUCGAGUGUAGUUUAAAAUCAAAUCAUCAAGGUGGCUUAGUAAAUUGUGAGAUUUUAGAAGUAGACUAAGGUGACCUUAGGUUUCUAAUGCCCCUAGGAACCUGAAAGAUACAAGCCUGGAGGAACAAUAUUUUCCUAGGCCUCAAAUUAUUUGGGUACUUUUUCAAAUACAGUAUCUCCACAUAUCCUGGAUACAGGAGGAGAAAGACGGAAUGAAAACUGGCAGAAACAGUAGACCCAAAGGGGCACCAAAUAAUUGCAUUGUGAGAUAGACUUUAAGACUGUAUUCAAGGAGAUAAAAGAUGGAAAAUUUCCAUAUAGAAUUGGAAACUAUAAAACAGUCACUGCAGAUUUGUGAAAAAAAUAUAUAUAUAUAUAUAUAUAAAUUUGAAAACUAGAAAAACUAAACAGUAAAAAUUAAGAACUCCAAAUGUGUUAGUUAUCUAUUGCUGUGCAACAUAUUGCUCAAACUUACUGACUUAACAUACGUUUAUUAUCUCAGUUUUUGUUGGUGAGGAAUCCAAGCAUGGCUUAAGUGGGUUCCCUGCUUUAGGCUGCAAUCAAAGCAUUGGUUGGGGUAGUCUCUUCUGGAGGCUGAGCUGGGGAAGGAUCUGCUUCAGAUUUAUGUACUUGCUAGCAGGUUCUUGGACUGAGGACCUCAGUAGCUUCCUGGCUGUUGGAUGAAAGCACUCUUCAGUUCCUUGUCCCAUGGACCUCUCCAUUAGGGCAAUUUACAACCUGGCAGCUUGCCAGAGGGAACCUAUAGAGCCCAUAGAGUGAGUCUGCUAACAAGACAACUGAAGAGAGAAUUAACCAAACGGAAAAUGAGAAAAAAAUAUUUAGAAUUAAUCUCUUUGGAAACUUUGACACCAUUACUCUGCCAUCACCAGUAAGGGCAAAUUGAAAUAUACCCAUGCUGAGAAACAAUGGAAGUAGUGUGGAGAAAAGGAUAAAUAAGGAUAUAUUUUAAUUGAAUGUAGGAGCUUAAAAAUAAGGACAGUAUUAGGGAAGGAAAUGGGUUAUUAAACUAGACAUUUAGGAAUCCUCUUCAUACUUAUUCAGGACACCAGUGGGUACCCAAUCUAUACUGUUUUUACUGAUCUUUGCACAAUUUGCUGCUCAGCAGAUAUUUUCAAUGCAGAUUGGUAAUAUGUCAGUGGAUAACCAGUGGAAAUGUAUGUCUAUUAAUUACUACUGCACAUAAUAUCUUGUUUUUAUAUUUUGCACAGAAUUUUCAAGGUGCUGAUGUCAUACUUAUUUCUGAGCACUGUAAAGUUUUCUUUGAGAAAUAGGUGUUUAUUUUUAAAUUGCAUCGUCUCAUGGGAGGGUAACAUUCGUAAAUAUACUUCAAAUUAGUGUUGUUCCCUCUGCUUGCUUUUUCCUGACUCAGAAACACAGAGUGCUUUUGACUGCUCUGUGUCGGGGCCAUGUUUUCUGCAGACUUGAACCCAAGCCACGCCCUUGAGUGUUCCCAGGCACGGAUAAACUUGUUUAGAGUGCCUGAAACACUGAAACAUCAAACAUGUUGUUAAACACAUAAAUACUAGCCCCAACCCUGAACCCAAUUCCUUAAGCUCCCAUAUAAACUCCAUAUCUGAUUCCCCAUAUGGCUCCCCUAUGGUUCCACAGGUUAGAACGUCUCAUUUCUCCCUGUCAAUCAUGAGGACUAAUGCAGCACACAAUGUGUAUAGUACUAAUAAAGACUUUGGACUUACCA
Messenger RNA from Chlorocebus sabaeus (green monkey), 8526 nucleotides. It is a transcript of the gene MRPS30, whose product is annotated as mitochondrial ribosomal protein S30. The record is from RefSeq and is a predicted model, not a curated record. Gene Ontology annotation, biological process: translation. NCBI's taxonomy places the organism in Eukaryota, Metazoa, Chordata, Mammalia, Primates, Cercopithecidae. Gene Ontology annotation, cellular component: ribosome; mitochondrion; mitochondrial large ribosomal subunit. Gene Ontology annotation, molecular function: structural constituent of ribosome.